Molecule: messenger RNA, 609 nt
Organism: Homarus americanus (American lobster)
Lineage: Eukaryota; Metazoa; Arthropoda; Malacostraca; Decapoda; Nephropidae
Exons: 1
Coding region: 1-609 (202 amino acids)
Source: RefSeq, a predicted model, not a curated record
AUGUUAGUUCUCCAGUAUCUUGCAAACGCCAGUCGACGAUUCCAUACCUUCGUUGAAAAUCGGUUACAUAUGUUUCAAGAACUGUCAGAAAUGAAAGAGUGGAGGCAUGUGGGUACAUCAAUGAAUCCAGCGGACGAUGCAAUCCGUGGACUUACUGUGGGGGACCUGAUUGAUGAUUGCCGAUGGAUCCAUGGGCCGGUCUUUCUGUGGAAGGUUGAGGCACAGUGGCCAGAGAAGCUGAGAUUACCACUGAAUCUAAGUGGCGACUUUGAAGUGAAGCAGACAGUGGCUACUUUGGCGAAUAGUAGCUUAGCCACAGGAGACACACAAACAAAAAACGCUUUGUAUAUAUUGUGGACUAGAUAUUCAUUCUGGCCCCGUUUACUGAGAGGCGUUGCUUGGCUCAGAAGAUUAAAAAAAUGGCUUGAGAAUAAUGACCACCAGCGAGACAAUCACAGAGGAAUAAGUGUGGCAGAGGUGCAAGAGGCUGAGGUCGCCAUCCUACUUUUGGUGCAAAGGGAGUGUUAUCCGGACGAGAUGAAAGCUAUUGCUAGGGGUACGCUGAUGGGGCAAAGUGAGAUUUGCAGAAUGGAACCAAUUUUUGGCUAG